Molecule: messenger RNA, 1746 nt
Organism: Cannabis sativa
Lineage: Eukaryota; Viridiplantae; Streptophyta; Magnoliopsida; Rosales; Cannabaceae
Product: GDSL esterase/lipase 1
Exons: 5
Coding region: 381-1478 (365 amino acids)
Molecular function (GO): hydrolase activity, acting on ester bonds
Source: RefSeq, a predicted model, not a curated record
AGAGCUUAAUUAUAAUUUAUAUGAUCAUGUUGAUAUAAUGUUAUUAAUUGAUGCGAUAUUUGGUGAAGUUUGAUUAUUAAUUAGGCGGGCAGUCGGUGUACAGUCUAUACAUUAUAUUAUAAUUUGUAUUAAUCUAAAGUCAACCUUCAAAAGUUGAAUGUUCACUUUCGAAACAUUUAGUAGUUAUUUGGUAUUCAAGCAGUUUAUAUACAGAGUUCUUUUAUCAAAAAAAACCUUUUUUUUUUUUUUGUUUCUCUUUUUUAGUAUUUUUAAGUAUGUAUUUUAUUGUUGUUUCUUCUGGGCACGUACGAGACACACUAUAUAAUGCUCACAAAAUCGUAGAUAUAUAAACAUCUAAUUAUUAGUUGAAAGAAGCUUUCAUGGCAAAAUCAAGCUUUGUCCUUAUCGUUCUUUUAUGCAGUUUAAUAAUUCCAACAAAAUGUUAUGGUCAUUAUUCUGAAAGAUCAGCAGAUGUAGCUGCCAGCUUGUUUAUAUUCGGCGAUUCGUUUUUUGAUGCAGGAAAUAAUAACUAUAUCAACACUUCAGGUCAAGCUAAUUACUAUCCAUACGGUGAAACCUUCUUUAACUACCCAUCUGGUAGAUUUUGUGAUGGCCGAAUUCUUCCCGAUUUUAUUGCUGAGUACGCUAAUCUGCCAUUCAUUCCACCUUAUUUAUUCCCUGGAAAUCAUGACUUUAAAUAUGGGGCGAACUUUGCAUCAGGAGGAGCUGGUGCUCUCAAUGAAACUAGACAAGGAUUUGUGAUAAACCUCAAAACUCAACUUGGUUAUUUAAAGAAGAUUAGCAAUCAGCUGAAACAACAAAUGGGUUACACAGAUGCCAAAACUCUGUUUUCAAAAGCAGUUUACAUCUUCAGUGUUGGGAGCAAUGAUUACUCAUACCCUUUCGAUACUAACCCCGCCGUUCUAAAUUCUCACACAACCCAACAGUAUGUGGGAAUGGUCAUAGGCAACAUAACUGAAGUUAUUCAGGAAAUUUACAACAUUGGAGGAAGAAAAGUUGGGUUUCUAAGUUUGGGUCCCAUCGGGUGUGCACCAUUCGCCAGAGUGCUUAAUAAGAGUGGUGCCUGUUUUGAAAAAUUCACACCCUUUUUAAAAUUACACAACAAACAACUCUCUAUAGCUCUCAAAGAUUUACAGUCAAAGCUCAAAGGAUUCAAAUACUCACUUGUUGACGUUUACUCAUUUAUGGAAGAACGAAUAAACCACCCCUCAAAAUAUGGUUUUAAAGAAGGGAAGGUAGGAUGCUGUGGAAGUGGUCCGUACAGAGGAAAUUCGAGCUGUGGAAGUAAGAGAGGAGAGAAAAAAUAUGAACUAUGUGAGAAUGUCAAAGACUAUGUGUUCUUUGACAAUGGUCAUCCCACAGAAAAACUAUACAAUCAACUUGCCACAGAAGCAUGGAGUGGAAAGCCUAAUAAUCCAGGGACUUACAAUCUCGAAGCAUUAUUUCAAUCCAACUAAAAUUGGGAGAAACAUUCUCUAAUUUUAAAUGUCUCUUUCAGUCGUUUUUAGGUGUUCUAUUGUAUUCUCUGUCCCUCUCUCUGUUUGCAUGUUACUUUUGUCAUCUUCUAUCCUCAUAAUGAUGUUUAUUCUUUGUAAUUAUCUUAUGUUUCUAAGUUUUAUUGACUUGAAAAAGCCAAAAUAUCUCAUCCCUCUAAACUUAUCAUGUUAACUGAAGUGUAUAUUUUCACUGGGACUUGGUCUGUCAAAUGAACUUUAUUUCGUUAUU